GGCGUUUUCUCUGUGGUUUUCUGUCGUGCGUAUUGUUUAGUAUUCAUAGCUGCGAUCGCGCUGUACUGGUGGUUGUAAGUGUCACCUGCUUGUUCGCGGCUAGUUUUUAUCUUUCUGACUUUCAUUUCCAAAUUGUGACUGCUGCACGCGUAAUGGCUGGCGGAGACAGUGAUGUAGUGUACAAAGUGUCCGAGGAUGAUAAAAGCGACGAUCUGCUUGACGACGAAACGUUGAUAAAGGCAUACAACCGCGCAGUCUCUACGAAUGAGAAUGAUAUAGGAUCUGGCAAACAGGUGACGUCGACGUCAUCUUCUGGAGCGGGCCCCCAUAAACAACAAAAGAAGAAAGGGAACAAGAAAAACGAUGCUCACCAUACUCAGCAGAAAGCACGGGAAUGGAAAGUUGGAGAUUUCUGCCGGUGCGUCUACUCAGUUGACGGACAGUGCUAUGAGGCCAAAGUGAAGUCCGUUGACCAUGACACGUGUGUUGUUCGUUAUGUUGGGUACGGCAACGAAGAGGAGGUAUACCUCUCGGAAUUGCUUCCAUCAGAAGGGAAAUUUGCACGCCAGCGGCAGACUGAGCAGGCCAAGCGAGAAAAUGCACAUGGGUCUCCGGCACCACCAAGUGAAGAUGACCAUAGUGCACCUGCAGCCCACGGUCCUCGAACAAAUGAUAGUUUUUCCCAGUACCAUGACACACCAUUUCAUCCUUCGCACUCACUACCACCGGCUCCGCCACUGGAGCCACUCCUAGGUAGGCUACCUCCGUUUAUGAAGCAGUCCAUUCCACCGCCGCCUCCCAUUGCUCAUGGUGAUCUCCCAAACAACGAGGAAGCACUGGCCUCCAUGCUUAUGUCAUGGUAUAUGACCGGCUACCAUACUGGCUACUACCAGGGCUUGCAAGAAGCAAAGUCGAGCAAAAGGGAAUGUUGCUGCUGCAGAUACAAUAGUCACAAGUGAUUAGCUGGGCUGUAUGUAAAAGCUAAAAGCAGAGCACGCCAUCUUUUGAUUGUUCUUGUGACUUAAUAUUUGCCUAGCAGCAAGCAUUCGAGAAGUC
Messenger RNA from Dermacentor silvarum, 1056 nucleotides. RefSeq names its product survival motor neuron protein 1. The record is from RefSeq and is a predicted model, not a curated record. Lineage: Eukaryota; Metazoa; Arthropoda; Arachnida; Ixodida; Ixodidae. Gene Ontology annotation, biological process: mRNA processing. The transcript has 8 exons. Gene Ontology annotation, molecular function: RNA binding. Gene Ontology annotation, cellular component: nucleus; cytoplasm. Bases 153 to 959 code for a protein of 268 amino acids.